This is a messenger RNA of Zingiber officinale, 1963 nucleotides long. RefSeq names its product pyridoxal reductase, chloroplastic-like. Lineage: Eukaryota; Viridiplantae; Streptophyta; Magnoliopsida; Zingiberales; Zingiberaceae. Gene Ontology annotation, cellular component: cytoplasm. The coding region runs from base 673 to 1815 and encodes 380 amino acids. The transcript has 8 exons. The record is from RefSeq and is a predicted model, not a curated record.
GCACAUACCAUUCAAUCUCUCUCUGCUAAAUACUAUUCGAUCAGGAAGAAGAUGAAGACAGGGAAGCUUUUCCUUUGAGCGGAAUGUUGUCUGGGUCGAGGCUUGCAAUGAAUAUUAUCUAUGAGAAUGGAACAUAUUGAUAGAUCUCGGACCAGGCUUCAUUCCCCUGAACCGUAGCUUCCUAUAACCCCUUUUAACAGAUUCUCCAUCGUUCCAUACUUUUUCUUACAUGCAUCGAUAGUUUUUGGCUGCGAUUUUUUUUUUUUUAAAUGAUUUUAGUUUACCUGAAGAGUUUAAUUUUCUGAGUUGUUGUUUAGUUCCACGCAUGAACUCUUGAGCCUUCUGUGGCAAAUUAAAGGCUUUUCAUCAUUACCUCGUCAUUAGUAUGGUGUUUAUUUUAAUGCACAAAAAUCUUUGUUCGUACACAAUAUUAUAAGUUUUCUACUAAAAAUCUAUCAGCAAUUGAUAGAUUUUGUUUAAGUUUUGAAAUUGAAUCUCUAUGCGGAUUAAUUAUAUGGUGCAUAUACACAACUGGAUCAGCUAUCGAGUCAAAAACAGGAUACAGGAGUGUCGCGACACGUGGCCAAUUGCAAUUAGCCAUGCGAAUCCUUAUCCUCCUCGCUCAUAUCUCCUCCCCGUUCCAUUCCUCGUCCGGCGACGGCGGCGGCGGCCAUGGCUUUGGUUUGGCCGGUAACAGCGGCAGCACGCGGGGUCCACUUCGAGUGUAGGGCUUCGAAGGAAGUAGCGCGGCCACGGCCGUCCUCUACUCCGCCCACCGGAAGCAAGAUUUUCAAGCUCCCCCCUCGAAUCGGACCUCUCUUCUGGCCGUGGGAAAAGGUUAAAGUUGGCCCGUUAUCUGUCUCGCCAAUGGGAUUUGGAACUUGGGCUUGGGGAAAUCAGCUACUCUGGGGAUAUAGAGAAGACAUGGAUACCGCAUUGCAGGAGGUAUUUAAUUUGGCUCUCAGGAAUGGAAUCACUCUCUUUGAUACCGCCGAUUCCUACGGGACAGGAAGGUUGAAUGGACAAAGUGAAAGACUUCUUGGGAAGUUCAUUGGUGAAUUUCAAGGACCAAGUAUUAGAAAUAACAUAGUGAUUGCUACAAAGUUUGCUGCAUAUCCAUGGCGCCUGACAGCUGCACAGUUUGUUAAAGCCUGCAAGUCUUCAUUAGAAAGGUUGCAACUUGAUCAAAUUGGCAUAGGUCAAUUACAUUGGUCUACUGCAAAUUAUGCUCCUUUACAGGAAAAGGCUCUUUGGGAUGGCCUUGUUGCAAUGUAUGAAGAGGGAUUAGUUCGUGCUGUUGGUGUUAGCAAUUAUGGUCCAAAGCAACUCAUUAAGAUUCAUGAUUAUCUAGAAUCUCGAGGUGUGCCAUUAAGUUCGGCUCAGGUCCAGUUCUCUUUGCUGAGUAUGAGUGAAGCUCAAAUGGAACUCAAACAAGUAUGUGAUUCUCUUGGCAUUUGUUUGAUUGCAUACAGCCCUCUUGGGCUAGGAAUGCUAACCGGGAAAUACACAGCAGCUAAUCUACCUCCUGGACCGCGGGCUUUACUGUUUCGUCAAGUGCUCCCCGGUUUAGUUCCUUUACUCAAUUCCCUGAAAAACAUAUCUGAAAGGAGGCAGAAAACAAUGUCACAGGUUGCGAUAAACUGGUGUAUUUGCAAGGGGACUGUUCCGAUUCCUGGAAUAAAGUCAGUGGGGCAAGCAAAGGAGAACCUGGGAGCCCUCGGUUGGAGACUAAGCUCUGAUGAGGUUUUGGAGCUGGAAUCAGCAGCUAUGAGUUCAAGUAAGAAGAUGAUUCAAAACAUCUUCCAAACCAAAUAACAAGCUUCUUUUCUUGCUGUUACAUUACUAUUACUGCAAAAACAAUGAAUUAUUUGUUGUUUAUUGGUUAAACAGUUGCAUCAUUGUACCCUGUUAGAUCUUGUGGAUCAUCUCAGAUAACUUUUAAAAUACGAAUCUGUUCACCUUU